UGUGCUAGCAGACGAAUAUCCAUAUGUUAAUUACUGAGAAAAUUUUAAAUAUAUAUGAAACAAAAAAUAUAUUCAUUAAUAGGAAUUGGCUGAAUGAGAUAAAUAAGAUUAUACAAGAAAGACAGCUUAAUUAUAAUGAAGAUUCUCUUGUUGAAUUUAUAUUUGAACAAGCAAUGAUAAAUGAUAUAACUAUAUCAUUUGAUAUUGAUAAGUAUGCUAGAAUGUAUCCAUUCCCUAAAGACGUUAUAAAAAUGCCCAAGGGAAAACUUAAAGGAUAUCACAUUGUUCAGAUUUUAUGGGCUAAAGAUAUUGGAAGGUCAGGAUAUUCCCAAACUCAUAAAGAUGACUAUUUUUUUGCCAAAGAAAACCAAUUUUGUGAAGAGGAGGAAGAUGAUAUUAAAAAAAUGAAAGAAGCUAAUAAAAAUUAUUUUCCAACUUCUAGAAUCUUUUUAUUUAGUUUAACUGAUGGGUUUCAAAUUUUCAAGGCCUUUGAAUAUAACCCUAUUUAUAUUGAUAACAAUUUUGAACCUGGUUCAAAAGCUGUAUUGCAUGGUGAAAUUGAUAUAAGAUUUGGAAAUAUUUUAAUUAAGCCUAAAAAUUUUAUAUUUAUUGGUGGUAUAGUUAAUCAAAUAUGUUCAGAUAUUAAUACCAAUACCAAUAAAACUAAUUUUAACACUCAUCUUCUAACAACUUAUUCUAAUUUUGUGGAUUUUAGUAAUAAUGAGGAUGUAAAUAAUUUGUUCAAAACAAAUAAAAAAUUAAAGAUAUCACUUAAUAAAACACCAAUACAAAAAACAUAUCUUAAUAAUGCAGAUUCAUUGCCCAUAAAUCCAGCAAUCUCAUUUUCCCAAAAUAAAAAAGAUGAGGUUGAAAUUAGUGUAAAUUUUAAUAAAGAUAAAUUAGUUAAAUACACAUCAUUAAACAAUUUAAAGAAUACAGGCACUUUUAUCUUAAAGAACACAAAUUCAUUCAAGAAAUCCUUUCAAAAUGCAAUGCUAGUCAAUGAUAAUAGACAAUCAAUCGCACCACCUAACUCUAAUCAAAAUAAAACUUUAGAUUUAUCACCUGAAGAAUAUGAUAUUGAUGAAAUAAAUAUGAAUAAGUCUCAAUCUGACUCAAGUCAUCACCAAAUAUUUCUUGAUGACACAUCAUUUCAACUUCCAAACAUUCUUCAACCCAAUUUUGGAGAUGAAGAAGAUAUCUGUGUUUAUUGCCAUAGCCAAAAUACCGAUACCGAUAUAUGUAAUGACAGAAAUAAUUUUAAUAUCAUCAAAGUUAUUAAUAAAAAUGAGGUCAAAAAAGCAAGCAGGACCUCAAAUAUUAAUAACAAAGUUGACAACAAAAUUUUAAAUAAUCCUUCUAAUGAUGUAUUUGACAAUGAGAAUUUUAAAUCUAAUGAUAUUUUAAGUUUAACUGAAUAUGAUCUAAUGAAACAAAUGCACCAAAAAAAGAUAGAUAUCCAUAUAUCGCAAUCCCCACCAUCAAUCUCCACAAAAAUUCAUAAUAGUUUGAAGGAGGUGCUUCCCGCCAAAAAAAUUCAUAGUUUAAAGAGACUUUCAGAACCAUCUUUAAAAGAAUCCGCCAAAAUUGAAGAUUCACAAAAAUUUGGAAAUGCGAUAUCCUACAAUAUUCGAUAUUUAUUUGACGUUAAACACUGGUUGUCUAGGGAUUCAAUUAAUUCAGUGCUACUUGAAGAUUAUACUAUUAAAGGGUUUAUCCAUACUUUGUUAUCAAAAUUAGAACGCACCGAGGCAAAGUGUUGGGCGCUAAAAGUUAAAAUAACGGAUGGUACCGGUAUUUUGGAUGUUAAUAUUUCUAAUGAUGUACUAACCCAAAUAUCCGGAAUUUCUUGCGCUGAUUUUGAAGAAUUGAGCGUUCAAGCAGCUAAAGACAGUAUUCUUAAAUUAAAGAAAAAUCAGAUUAUAACUAAUUUCCAAAGAAAACUUAUAAAUUUAAGCGGGAUAUUUCACUUAGCUAAAUGCUUGAAACUAUUACACCAUCACCCAGCUUCAACGGACAAAUUUAUCAACAUAAAUGACGCGAAUCACAAUUUCCCAAUAUUAUAUAAAUACGAACCAAUAAAUUUGCUACACACCAAGCAUAUGUACGAAAAAUUAAAAGAAUGUCAUUAAUAAUUAUCGCUUAUAUUAAAAUAAGAAUUAUUAUUAAUUUACAAUUUUAA
Gordionus sp. m RMFG-2023 is the source of this 2182-nucleotide messenger RNA. RefSeq names its product recQ-mediated genome instability protein 1-like. The transcript has 10 exons. The coding region runs from base 24 to 2132 and encodes 702 amino acids. Lineage: Eukaryota; Metazoa; Nematomorpha; Gordioida; Chordodea; Parachordodidae. Gene Ontology annotation, cellular component: RecQ family helicase-topoisomerase III complex; nuclear body. The record is from RefSeq and is a predicted model, not a curated record. Gene Ontology annotation, molecular function: nucleotide binding. Gene Ontology annotation, biological process: resolution of meiotic recombination intermediates; double-strand break repair via homologous recombination.